This is a messenger RNA of Salvelinus sp. IW2-2015, 9760 nucleotides long. Its product is annotated as kinase non-catalytic C-lobe domain-containing protein 1-like. Gene Ontology annotation, biological process: regulation of dendrite morphogenesis; small GTPase-mediated signal transduction. Gene Ontology annotation, molecular function: guanyl-nucleotide exchange factor activity. NCBI's taxonomy places the organism in Eukaryota, Metazoa, Chordata, Actinopteri, Salmoniformes, Salmonidae. The record is from RefSeq and is a predicted model, not a curated record. Gene Ontology annotation, cellular component: dendrite; guanyl-nucleotide exchange factor complex; neuronal cell body.
CCUGUCCAUGUAAUCUCAUUCAUUAUGGUCUAAAAGACUAAACUGAUCCUAGAUCAGCGCUCCGUCUCUGAAAUGCUUUGUGUAUACAGACCCAGAUGUUUUACAGAGAAAAUAGUCAUGGAACGUUAGUGAGGACGGGAAAUCCUAGUGAUYAGCUCAUCAUUCAACUCAGAAAGACAACUUGACUCCCAUUAUGAAACGAAUGACAACGACUGAAUGCCCAUGUCCCAUGAGACUAGGCUUUUGUGAAAAGACAGUGGUCUGUUACACUGUUCAGUCACAUGCAUAUCAUGGAAAUGCAGAGUAUUGGACACCACGUCACAAUGGAGUCUCUCUAUCUCAGUGCUAUCAAAGACUUUCUUUUGUGCUCAUGUGCCAAGCCAACAAAAGAUCCUGUCUUCUUCACGUGAUGAAAAUGUCGAACAUGCCAUGAGAUGUUUUCUAUUUAUGGAUGCAAUUAGGCUUCUUCAUAACACGAAAUGUGCCCACUUGGCUUCCCACCGUUUGCAGCAUGACAUACAAGGAUGUAGGUGUAAGUGUGUAUAUUGCUGCAGGACACUUACUGUAUUAAUUUUGUGUGUGCGUGUGUGUUACUCCUGUGUGUGUUUGUGUGUGUAUGUCUGCGUGUGAGCACAUGCAUGCUUGGGUCGAUGCCUGCCUGUGUGUGUCCACAGGAGAACGUGUCCCUGGCGGAUAUCCUGUCGUUGCGGGACAUCUGUCUGACGGAGCAGGAGGUGUGGGCGGUGUGUGUGGAGUGUAUCCUGGCCUUGCAGAGUAUCGCCCCGUCGCCCCUCUUCCACACCCUGUGCAUCACGCCCGACACCCUGGCCUUCAACGCCCAUGGCAACGUGUGCUUCAUGGAGCAGCUCAGUGAUGACCCUGAGGGCUCGUUUAUACCUCCAGAGUUUGACAAGACUGGCAGUACCUUUGAGGGACAUGUGUACUCUCUGGGCUCCACCCUCUCUGCCGCGUUGGACUUUGUCAUUGAGCCAGAGCUGGAGGCAGAGCUGGGGGAGGAGAUUCAGAGACUGCUGGAGCAGAUGCAGGAGGAGGGGCCAGAGGACAGGCCACUCCCCCAGAACCUCCUCUCCCUUGCAGAGGAAAAGCUAGUAGAUGCCUCUUCCACAGCCCUGUGCCGGAAACUCUCUUCUAUAGGCCGAAGAGUUCUGUCAAUCGAAUCCGUCGCAACAUUUCAAGAUGGGUGGGAUGGCUCUUGGGAGGCUCGAUGGCAGCAGCCCAAACCCAACUGGCAGCUCCACAAGAGCAUCAACUCUGAGGACAGUAGCUCCAAAAACCAGGGCAUUGUCUCACAUACCACGGCAGAGAACCCGGACUUAAACGACUCCAACAGCCUGCAUUGGCAUCACGUAUGUGGAGCCUGGGACUCCACCCUUUGGGCUGACGGUAUGGGGGAUGUGGAAGAGGAUGGAUGCGUCAGAGAGGAGGACAUGUUUGGUUCUCAGUUGGAUAGCAGAUCUCAGAAUAGUUCUCCUGUACACAGGAGGGCUCAGGAGAGGGCUGGGAGGGUGAGGGGGGUUCUGAAUCGUUCCUGCUCCGUCCCAGACUCCAAUAAUCCCCCCGCAUUCCCACCCGCGCCCCAUGGGGAUAUCAGUGUCAAUGUAUCGGACCUCACGGAGAUAGGAGCUGAGGAAUGCACGGGGCACGGGUCUGUUUGGAGCAAGAGAGGGGACAGAGAGAAGGCCCCUUAUGAGUGCAAUGACUCCGAGCAAUGGGACUCAGCGAGAGACAGUGAGACAUUAGAAGGGGAAAGAGAUUCUACCCUGCCCAUAUGUGGUGGUGAAACGGAUUCAGACAGUCAAAGUGGAACACGAGAUGAAACCUCUUCGUCCCGCCCAGCUCAAGACCCGGACGUGUUGGUCGACUCUGCUUGCAACAUGACUUCAACCUCCAACCUUUACACUCCCAAUAAUCACAUGACUAAAAGCAUGCUGUGCCUCAAUGAAGAAUCUCAGGAUGAGUGGAUCUCUCUGAGGGAUCUACUCACACGGAGUGGGCAGAGACUGUCUGUGAAUGAGCUAUGGGCCCUGUGUCAUACCUGCCUCUCCACACUGCAGACCUACUUAGACUACCCAGCAUACCUAUGCCUGGAUACAAUGUAUGUGGGUUGUGAGGGAGAAGUUCUCUUCUUGAAACCUAAAAACACAGGAUCCUGCGAUGCGUUUUAUCUGGCUCCUGAAUUCCAGGAUCAUGGAAUCGUAACUGAAAAGGCCUGUGUUUAUGGGGUGGCUGCCAUCCUAUGGGCCACGGCCAAGUUCAACCUGUCAGCCAAUCAGAAGCUGGCUAUGCCCAGGAAGUUGAAGAUGCUGCUGCUGGAGAUGGCCAAGAGGACGCCCAUCGAGAGACCUUCCAUUGUCGUAGCUAAAAAGAGCUGUUGGGAUUAUCUAUCACGCCAAGGAACGAACGCUGAGACAGUGUGGACGAAGCUGAUCAACAGAGUCCACCCGCCACUCACAAAGGACAUUGAAGCAGAAGAUCAGAAUGGAUUGGACAGUAGAGUAAGCUCAAGUCAGGAAUCAACACGUAUCAAGAGUGGGUUUGUGCCCAUGGCCACUGAGAGCCGAUUGGCUCCUGUACCUGGCCCUGUUCCCCAUAGCUAUCCAAUUAGUGGAGCCCCCCAGCUUCCAGAGGCCUUCACUUCCCUUGCCACACACUUCACCCCCAUCGUCCUGACCAGGGAGGGGGACACUGCGGAAACUCCCCUUCCUGCUUCAGACAUUCAGGAGGUUAUAAUUGAAGUCACAAGAAGCAAUGACAUCCGGCCUGUGCAAGAGGCCAAGGACCGAGAAACCCCCUCACACCUUGAGGACCUACCCCAGUCAGAUAGAGACCUACAGGACAACGGACAGGACAGCCCUGCCAAUCAAAGGAGCGUGGUCAUACAUAACCUUUCCUCCACUGCCUCUAGCGCCAGGACAUUGGUCAACUCUCCACCUCCCACCUCCCCCGAACUCAGCAACCAGAGGACUCCCGUUUCAGACCACCCACUCCCUCCUUCGACCACCCAAUUGACUUCGUCUUCCUCUUGCCAAUCGUCAUCCUGCUCUCAUCUGACUGGUGGUGGUGUUUUCAACAACUUCCUCUUGCGUCAGGACCCUUUAACAGGGCACUUAACCCUGGUGCCAGUGCAGAUAACAGUCCCUGAGUCCCUCCAUGGUCUGGAGCUCAAUCUUCCCCUGACCUCAAGCUCCAGCUACCUCCAGGGUCAUCCCACACAUCCACGGGGCCCUAGCGACCAUCUGACCCCUGGCCAGGGAGCUGAACCUCUUUUGGAAUGCCUUAAUGGCAGACCCUCGGACCCCACAGCGUCCAUGCCCCAUCCACACAAUGGAGAAGGAGGUCCAAGGACAGGAGAAGGUGAGGGUGAACACCUAUCAGAGUCCCAUGGACCUCCUCAGGGAGACUCACUUCCUCCCCCCUCCCCCCUGAUGAACACUUCCCUACAAGAGGUUAUUGGCCUGCUCAGGGCAGAGUUUGCCCUUGAUGGCUAUCUGGAGAAUGGUGUAGAGGAUCUAGCAAUGGGGGAGUAUUUCCUGUCUCUGAAGGACCUACAGUACCAGACAUUCUGCAAUGUUGUGAAAGAGAAGUUCUGUGACCUUUACUGGAAUGAGGACUUAUUGGGAGUGCUACAUUGUGUGGUCAACUACAGCCAAUUAUCUCUAGGCUCUAAUGAACAGUCUCCAUCAAAGCCAUGGCAAAGAGCAGCCACCUCACCUCUGAGUGCUGCCAGCUGUAGAGCGGAGGAGACGGAGGCACUGCGGCGUGGUCAUGUCGACCUGAACGGCAACCUGCACCACAGUGGACCUGUAGCUUCAGGUGCGUGGGAGAGAUUUGAGAGACACCAGAGGGCCCUGUCUGCACACGGAGAAGAUACUGAAUCAGAGGAGGGUCAACAUCAUGGCUGCCCAGGAUUGAGAGCUGCUGAGUGUUUGGUUAAGGGGGCUAUGGAGAGUGCCGAGCAUCCAGUGGGGGGCGGCGAUGAAAGCCCCUCUGAAGCUGACUCUCUAUGGGGGACGGACGAGCCACUGAGGGUGGGCCACCGAGGCCAGAUGAGCCCUGACUGCUGCGAGGACAUGGAGGACACAGAAUCUCUGGUGUCUCAUUGUCUCCUCUCCCCCAGCUCAGGAGCAGAGGAGUCCAGCCACAGCCUCAGCCCAGCCUGGGCCCUGGCCUUCUAUGGAGGGGACUGUUUUAGUCAGGAUGUGGUGGAAUAUGCUAGGAACUUGGGACAGCAUAGUGAGUCCCCGUGCCUGGAGCUGAAAACACAGGAGCUUCAACAGCAGCUUAUGAUCGAGACGAAGAGUCUGAAAAAGACCAGACAUUUCUACCAAAAGCUGCUCCAUCAAGAGAGAAAAAACAAACGUUCGGAUGCUAGGUUGAUGCUGUCCAAACUCAAAGUCCAGCUUGAGGAGUUGAGGUCCAAAGUGGAGUUUCUAGACUCUAUAAAGAAAUAUCUGGAGGUUCUGAGUGUGGAUCAAUGGGGUGUGGAUGUGUCCCUCCUUCCCUCCCUGGCAGCCUCUGAUCCAGGGAGCCCUCUGGAUCUCCAGCCCUCAGAGGAUCCUGCCGUGUUAGGAUUGGUGUCUUUGUCUGGGGCAGGGACAGGGAAGAGCAGCCUACAGGCCGCCACACCCCUGGAUUUCAUGUCCUACCUCUAUGCCAGAAAUGCUCCAUUGGAAGGUUACAUCCAACAGUUCCUGUACACGUACCGCUAUUUCUGUACCCCUCAAGAACUCCUUCAGUUCCUGAUGGACAAAUUCACCAGUGCAGCAGCAGGAGGUGGUCCAGAUGGGUCAGGGGACAGUGCUAAGGUGUACCACCGGAGUCUGGACGUGCUGCAAACCUGGCUGACUGACUACAUAAUGGUGGACUUCAGGCCCAAGUCCAGCCUGCUGAUGACCCUGGAAAACUUCCUCACCACUGAAGUGUCUCCYGUAGACAGUAGAGGAGAGAGGCUUUUGACUGCUCUUCAGAGGUCUCCCAGGAAGAGGUGGAGCCAAGGCUGUGGGAGCCCAAUCAGCAUGCAGGAGGAUGAUGGCGCACUGUCUGCCCAUAGCURAUGCAGAAAAUCAGCUAUUGAGUACCCUGGAAGGAAGAGCUUCCAGUGGAGGAUAUCCAGGGUGGUUGAGCCCCAGUCGACCCAGCCUAAAGACAAGGCCUACUCCAUAGCAGCAGCCCUGCCCCGGCCCUACUACACCUCCCUAAUGGAUGACAUCUCCAGUGCCUGCCUCAGAAGCGAGGAGAGACACCCCUUUAGUCAGAGUGAACACAGUGCCCACCACGCGGCACAGCAACUCACUCUACUGCAGCAGGAAAUGUUUCAAGGCUGUCACCCAAUUCAUUUCCUCAACUCUAAAUCUCAAGGAGUCAGGGACAAAGCUGUUAGUGUCACCAAACAUGCGUCACACUCUGUUCCUCCAGUAGAGGGCAGCAGUCUAUUUGMUAAUGAAGGGACUCCACAUGACAGCCACKUCCAACAGCUACUGAGAUAUGCCGACAGCGUCUCCAAUUGGGUCUCUGCAGAAAUCGUCAUCUGUGAUUCGUUAAAGAUCCAAGCGGCUUUGCUCACCAAGUUUCUCCUAAUUGCCAAACACUGCUAUGAGUCAAGAGACUUUGCCACGGCAAUGCAGGUCCUUGGAGGCCUGGAGAAUGUGAUUGUCAGGCAAUUACCGGCUUGGAAACAUCUGUCUACCAAGGUGUGUGAGGUCCUUGAGGAUCUGCGAGCCGUGCAGGUCUUUCUGAAGAGUGAUAACCUGUGUCUGAUGGGAGGAGAGCAUGUGGGGAGGAGACCCACCCUCCCUGCUGUCCACAUCCUGGCCAUGCACAUCCAACAGCUGGAGAUAGGAGCCUUCACUCUGACCAGUGGCGCCUACAAGUGGCCAAAACUCAGGACCAUAGCCAAGGUGGUGAGUCAAGUGCAUGCAUUCCAGGAGACGGUGUACUCCUUCACGCCUGACCCGGGGCUGCAGGCCUACAUAAGACUAAGAAUAGCCCACCUCGGCGGCUGUGACAUCCCCCUGCUGGCUGCAGACAACGAGGCCAACUUCUACCACAACCCCGCUGACCGACACACCCGCAGGAUCCAGGACACACUGAAGAGGGUGAAGGCCACCUUCCAGUGACCCACAUCCUUGCUGAUCUAGGAUCAAUUUGGUCUAUUAAGUGAUAAUGAAUAUGAUUAUAUGGACAGAGAGGACCUAUUCCUAGCCCUGGUCAGACAACUACUCAACAGACUCCAUCCCCUCCACACCCCACUGGGUUCCAUUAGUAGCAGGGACUGGGUGGGUGUCUGGGAAAACUGUUCAUUUUUCUCUCUUUAUUGGUAAUAACUUUUUUUGUAAGAAUCCAGCUCAACCUCCCACAUUGCACCCCAUAGCCUGACAACCCACCGCGCACAUCCAACUCAUUGAUUCUCUCCAAAGCGGGUUACAAUGUCAGGUGAAACGUUGAAUGUUUUUUUUUUUGAUAUUGGGAUGAGGAGAGUAGAAAACAGUAUAUGACUUUUAAAAAUCCUUCUGGUGGAGGCAAAAUGCGUUUCUUUUACACGAAUUGUGAUUGCUAGUUUCCCGAGACAACAUAAUGAUGAUAAUGUGCAACAAUGUUUCAUAAUGAGUUGACGUAAUGUCUUUAAUUCACUGAGUGUACUCAUGUAUUAUAGCUAAAUUAGAUAUUUUGAUACAACCACAGAUAGCUAAUGACAUUUUCAUCCCUCCGGAGCACAAUUUCAAAUACAUUGCCAAUGGCUAUUUGACAUGAUAAUUACAGCAUUUCAAGAUACAAAAAAAAUAUCAAAAUCAUGAUGUAUUAUGCUAUUACGACUAAAUMAUUUCAAAUACCUGAAUAAUUGCUAUAGUUCCAUACACUAACUGUUUUUAAAACAAACGUUAAUGUUGCAAUGUAACUACGGUGUAUAUAGGCAACAAAUUGUUGCAUAGUCAUACUUGCAAAAGUGAAAUUAGAUUAUUUUCUAAACAUGUGAUUUGCAAACUAAUUGAAACAACUACAAUAAAUAUUUUAACAGAUUGAGGUUGAUUAAUGCUAAAACAUCAUGAAAUCGUCUUUUUUUCCCCCAGUCAGAAAAUAUAUGAACAUACCAUGCAUGUGUCAAAACAAAAAAUACAAAUUUGCAUAAUAAUACUACCAUAUUUAGCACAUUGACAUCUUAUUAAGUUAAUUAUCGUUUAAAUUAUGUAUUUAAUAUGAGAAUUAAGUGCUGUAGUUACAAUUAUUGUAUGCCUCCUGGCACUAUUUCAAGCGUCUAAAAACGCAAAGUAAGCUACCUUGUAAUCUUUCAUGUUUCAGAGUCUGAUGUAAAUGUGCUAAAUAUGUUAGUUUAUGCCAAAUGCCCAUUUUUCGUGUUUUCCCACAUAUGUUCAUAUAUUUUCUGACUGAAAGAAAAGUUCAUGAUUUCUAUAUAAUUCAUCAACCAGGGGACGAGAAUGUAGCCCACCGUGCUUAAUAAAAUGAGAAGCAAACUCAAUGUAUGAAAAUAUGUAUUGUAUCCUACUUAUGUUUUUGUAUGGAUUUAUAGCAAUACAACAAACAAACAAAAACUACCUGAUCACCGAGGAUCGGAGAGCAUGCGACAGUGGCAGACUCAUUGUGUGCGUGUGUCGGGGGUGUUAUAGUUGUGCGUCCAAUUUGUCUCCGYCUACUAAGGACGUUGCCACAGAGGCGAGGAAAUAUGCUCUGUAUGGAAGCGACUUCCCCCGGCGGCGUCCGGUGAGGAACGGACAGCUUCCAUUGUUAUCUGACGMGAUCAGGGCACCUCUUCAAAGCACACGAGAUAAAGGGUCGUAAUUGGGAGGCUGAGAAGCAAUAGUCAGAUCAUCGAUAAAGGAGACAUUCAAUAUAUCCUUAUCUGCAUUGUCAUAGCUAAGCGAUCAUUUUAGGGUUAUUGUCCCGUAGCUGCUGGGGGUAUUCCAUCUGAAGAGACUGAAACACGUGAAGGGCUUCGCCAUACAGAGAGAAGGGACACCUGGCGACAUUGGCCUGGUUGGAUCAUUUUGGGUUGACCAAAUUUCUUCAACUUCCCAUUUCUAGARGUUUUUGGACAUUCUUUCUGGAUAACAUCUGUCUGGAAUGCAAUUUUGGAUAGGCCUAUUUGGGGAUACUUUACGCAGUUGUAAGCUAUGCAAAACCACAUGUGCUGUAGCCAUUGUAGGCGUUUUUCAGACUUCUUUACAGCUUGCUCUCCACUAUUUACAUUACAAUCAAACCUGAUUGUGUUGCUACUGUAAUACCUUUGAUCUGUAWUGUUUAAACCGACUGCGCCAAAUGCUGUCUAUUGGGCCAGUGGCGCCAGUGCUCACCGGGGUAUCGAAGAGGUGUUAAUGCUAAACCAUUAGAGCAGUAUUUUACUUGCCUUUGCUUUACAUUUGAUUUUAGUGUCGUGGAAAGGGGCUGAUAUUUAGAAAGGAAUGAUGUAAAUGAUCGGACUGCAGGCUGAACAAUGUUGGUGGUUAUAUUGCAUAUUGUGUAAAAUCAUUUAAAUAAUGUAUUUCAAAGUGGUCAACUAUAAAGGAUUAUAAAAUAGCAUUCCAUUCCCAUAAAAUCCUAGAGGCCACAGUGAUUGCCUGAAAUGUAUGCGUACGAUCCUGGACCGGCAGAAAACGUUUCAAUCAGGUGUGGGCAGAGCUCCACCACUUUUGGUUUAGUUUAAUGAAAGAUAUUGACGCAAAAGCGUUAAAGGGAGGGGCAAAGGGCUGUUUUUAGACCGAUUAGCCUCAUGAUUUGUCAACUCGUGCACAAAUUCUCUGUCAAUCAUUUUUUAUUUAAAAAGGUCUAGGUAGCCUAGUCAGCCCAAAUUGAAUCAAUAAUCACAAUAGACUUGGAGUUAUUAGGCCUACACUUGCGUAGGGCAGGCCUACAUGAUGCAAACAUGUACAAAGCAGUUAUAUUGUCCAAUCAUGUUGCUGUCACUGUUUCUGUGUAGGCUAAAGGAAACACCCCUGUUAGUCUAGCUUUAAAAUAGAAUGAAUAUGAACAAGUACAAGGUUGCUGCAGUUUGACAGGGGUUUCAUCCUCCCCAAGGCCAGGAGUCUGCCAAUACUUUUUUUUUUUUAACCAUGUGACUUGAUUAGAAAAACUCUGGUCCCAUCAUAGCCCAUAUAAAACCUUUUUUACAACUGKUUAAUCACGUAAUACUGUAGAAGGUCUGGAGUUUUACCUGUUUAGGUUACCAGAUCAGGAUAAACUACUGGCCCCAGGAACAAAGAUCACCCCAGCACUCUGGAACCUGUGGUGCCACCUCUGGUGUCACGUCUCACUAACUUGUGUUGCAGCAUGGUGUUACAGGUUAGGUCCUAUUGAGGUUUCCUUUUUAUUAGGUCCUAGGCCUAUGGCAAAUCCUGUUAUCUUGAUUAGAUAGUGUUUUUAAUUGGUCUGCUGUUUUCAGUGRGAACUACUCGUUCUGGAAUACAACUUAAACCUCAAGUUCUUAGUUUUAUUAAAUACACACACUGUAGGCGUUUGUGUCAACAUAUAAUAUCCUUUGAACUAUGAUGCAGAGGAGGACUCUCCGCCUCUGUGUGUGAUGUUUCGCUAUACUUUCAGCCAAGGCAGACAAAUGCAUGAGCUCAACUGGUUCUCACAGACGUGGUGGCGCCAGGCUUUCACACAAUCACAGGAUGUGUAAAGGCUUCAACAACGAGGCAUUAGGCCUCAAUCACUGGGAAUCGAUCAGGCGUUAACACGCCUUUGCAGAUGCAAAUUCUUAAGUUGGUCGGGACUUUAUAUGGAGGGC